Messenger RNA from Rhagoletis zephyria (snowberry fruit fly), 604 nucleotides. RefSeq lists its product as uncharacterized. Lineage: Eukaryota; Metazoa; Arthropoda; Insecta; Diptera; Tephritidae. The record is from RefSeq and is a predicted model, not a curated record.
CCGUGUGAAUACAAGACAAUUAGGUGCCAGAACAGCAAAUACAAGUAGAAUGAAAAGCCGCGUUGCUUUGAUUGGACCUUUGGUCACCACGCUUCUUUUGUUGGGCGCCACUGCCAACGAAAUCCGUCAGCCGCAUUUGAAGAAUGGAAAAAAUGUGCUUUUGCAAAUAGUUACGCCCGAAGAAAUGAAUAAAAUACUUAACGAAAAUCCGGACGCUAUAGAGAUGACUGCAACAAGGACUCGGGUUGAAGGUCGUGAAAUGCAAUCACAAGGCAAAGCUCAAAUCACUUAUACUUUGGGUACCGCAAGAGCUCCAGGUGAUCGCCUCGUAUCGAGUGACUCGAGCACAAAUGACUUCAAUGUUCCUACUACCUUGACUGCCAAAACGCGUUAUCCUAGCAGUGGUACGGGUGCAGUUGUUACAUAUGUUCAAAUCAAUGUGUACCAAAGUAAUGAUAACGGACGUGCUUAUGUGACAUCUGGUGGCAUUGGUUCGACACACAUUGCGGUGGCAGUGGAAGCGGUGAAAACUUAUUACUUUGAUUUUUAUUCAUAUAUUUAUGGGAAAUAAAUUAAGAGCAUGCAAAUGACAGGGCAAAGAAAU